CAAUUUUAGCCGUACCAGUAUCAUUCGUGUUGGUCUCAGCUGUUCCGGAGUAUCGCCCGAUGUGUACAGACUUGAAAGGAAGAGUUCAGUUAUUGGUUCAGUUUCAAGUAAUCUAUACAAUGUGACCAUAAAGACCUCGCUGAGCCGUCACCAUAUUACAGUAAUCGAGCGACUGCGAAGCUGGUUUGACGUGUUUCUGCAAGACAAACAUAACCUCGAGAGUAAAGUGGGUUUUCCCAAUAAACGCGCGCGCAGGUUCAACCACUUCAACGGACAAGAAUCCGCCAGCAAUGGAGCAAACUAAUUCUUUUCUUUUAGUUUUGGCAGUCGUUGUGGCUGCUAAUGUAGCUUUGCUAAGUGCGGACACAACUCGAGUGAAGGUGGAUGUGUACUAUGAGCACCUGUGUCCGGAUAGUAUCCGUUGGAUAAGCGAUCAGCUGGGGCCGAGUUAUGAUGCUCUGCGGGAUAUCAUUGACAUCGAUUUCAUUCCAUUUGGCAAAUCAGUGAGCAUCAACAAUGGCGAAUCCUUCGAGUGCCAGCAUGGUCCGCUGGAGUGUGAGGGUAACCGGAUUCAAUCAUGCGUUCUGAACUACAUUCCGGAGCAAGAUCGACAGGUUUCGUAUGUGGUUUGUCAGAUGAACUUCAAUGCAGAUCCGCGCGGUUAUGAGUGUGCUUUCCGAUCUGGAGUCAAUCUAAUUUCUGCGCAAGCCUGCGUGGAAGGUGAUCUUGGCCGGCAACUUCAGCUUCAAGCAGAACGUCGUACUCAGCUGAUUGCUCCUAGCUUUGUGCCAACUAUUGUGUUCAAUGGACAAUUCGAUCAAUCGCUGCAAGAUCGCUCGUUGAAUGAUUUCCUUGGAGUUAUGUGUGAGCUUAGUAAUAAUGCAAUUGCUGCCUGUUAGUACUUCUAUCAACCUAGUUGUUUUGGACCACUGUGAUUCACCAGGACGCGACAGUAUACAGCUUUGAAUAAAUUUUAUGUAUGAAACUCUCAACUAAA
Wyeomyia smithii (pitcher-plant mosquito) is the source of this 997-nucleotide messenger RNA. Its product is annotated as GILT-like protein 1. The transcript is spliced from 5 exons. Lineage: Eukaryota; Metazoa; Arthropoda; Insecta; Diptera; Culicidae. Gene Ontology annotation, molecular function: oxidoreductase activity, acting on a sulfur group of donors, disulfide as acceptor. The coding region runs from base 291 to 899 and encodes 202 amino acids. The record is from RefSeq and is a predicted model, not a curated record.